GUUGUCUCUUAUCGUCGAUUUCCAUUCCUCAUGGUCCUCGUUCAUCAAUGUUUUCAUCAAGACGAUAGGGAAAUGGCCUUGCUCUUAUUCUUACACCCCUUCAAUACCAUGCCUUGGAGGACGGCCUCUUGAACUCAGUAUUUUAGGUAGAGCUUCCCCUAUGUAUGGCGCCGAAAACUAUAGGGGGGAAGUGUGUAACCCCCUUGCCCAUGGAACGGCUUGCGUGCAGUCUUGCCAGAGGUUGUCGCCCGCAUCGGGGGCCCGGGAAAACGACGGCAAAAGUCGGGCCUCCCAAACUCGAUCCCUUCACGAGGUCACACAGUGGCCAAUCCCCGGGUAUCCUGAAAUCGCUCUUGUUGAGAUGAUGCUCAAGGAGUAAAGCGGCGGAAUCAUACCCUUAUGAAGGCAUCAGAGUGUGGUUGAGGUUGGCAAUUAGGAUCCUCAAUUCCUGGUCCGAUUUCAUGGUUUUCACACCUCGACCGGGUGGGAUCGGGAACCGGGUUACCGAGCUUUGUCGGCGGUUCAUACUGACAUCAUCUAAGUCUCUGGGCAAGUCCUCUGUUGGCUGGCCAAAAAAAUCGAAGCCGGGGUUACGCACUUUCCCUCCAAGGCUUCACACCAUACCCUCCCUGAGCGUAAUCUUAAAAAAGCAGGGGAGGUGUUAGCGGCUAGCGUGUGGCUGGUGCUACAUUCUCACGGUCCAGCCACUGCCUGCACCAGCCUCGCACUAUACCCAAUAUUGGACUUGCUUCAAGCUUUCACUGUCGUACAUCCGCAAGAACUGGAAUAUUGAACCUUGCGCAGAGGCGUCUCGAGUUCCCUCUCAAGAUAAAGGGGGGAAUCGUCCCGGAGGAAACUGACUUCGGGACGAAUAAGAACACAACAGGCUUUACUAGGAGAGGCAGCUUCAAUGUUCCAGUGUGGGGUUCAAUGAUUGUCACGUCCCGCUAUUCCGGAUCUCGAUAAUCCAGAUACCUAUCUAGCCAGUCUAAACCUCUAUAAGUCCCAACUUUCUUUGCACCAAAGCCUGACAUGUUGUCCUGGAUCCCCCGCUGUACCGGAUAGAUUCUCUGAAUUUUCGCCGUCCGGGGUAGUGGGGUGCGGCCGCAUCCUAGCUCUUACGGUAAUCACUGGGUACGCCAAUCCCACGAUGUCUACGGGCCGUUGUGGGACUGAAAGUCUCCCUCAAACCCUCAGAGCGUCUGCUUACAGCUGUGAGAGAUCCCUGAAUUCCACUUUGGCAGAGCGGUCCCGGGUCGCCCAUGAAAACUAGGGAAAAGUUGCAACCUUUCCGAGGUAGUCGGCCACCCUCGGAACGCUUCACCAUGGCAACUGAACGGUCCCAACAAAUACCACGAAAACGAAGUGAGAAGCCCCCAACAAAUGGGGCCCGUGGCCGGAACCUGCCUGCCCAGAGGGAGGAGCUUAUGUAACAUCUCUUCACGUAAUCAAACCCCAACAACGUCGUACUAGAAAAUCGUUAUGUCUAUCCCCGAAUCUCCCCCAUCGAUGGGGCAAAUGGUUCAUACUCUCUCCAAGUUUUCCUUCCUGCCCGGGAGCGAUUACGCCUCCCCGAUGACGUCUGGCACCUACCGCUCCCCGGGGUCCCGCAAUCGUUUGGAAAGCCUCGACUUGCUGUCGAUACUCCUGGUGACCGAGAGUAGCGAUGAUGUAGCCGCAAUCUCAAUAUAUAGAACAGCGGCGGACCGCAUCGAGUUGUGGUACUCGAAGGACCGGCCUUGCACGGAGAUCGAGAAGGCCAAUAUCACGAAAUUUAUCCAAUCCGCCGCACGGACUGCUCACUUAUCAAAACCGGCAAGGGAAGACCUCCUCCGCAUUGCCCUGAGAAUGUGCAAACGCAAGGUCUUCGCAUGCAUCUACGAGGCCCGCCAUCUCAUGGUACGCUUUUCCCGGGACGGCAGUUACGGGAUCAUUCCGAGAGCCUCCCAGGCUGAUCAUGAUCUCCGGGAUGCGGCAACGAUAAAAUUGCGUCGUAUCCUUGGGGAAAAUGACUUCCCGUCCGGGAGGUCUCUAGAGGCCUUUCUGACCCUGUUGUUUCAAGCGAUCAUCCUGGCGAUCCGGCCAGGUGUCCCGUUCGACAUAGCAGCGAACGUGGAGUUUUAUUUCGAAGCAGUUAUUAGGUGUCAUGCCCUGCUUCAGGUGCCUGUAAUUGAUACGGUGAUUGAGGGCACUUUGCUUGGGAGGCUGAUGGAGAUUGCGGAUUAUUAUACCGCUGUGGCUAUCGCCCAUCGGGAAAUUCAGAAACUCAGUCCAGGUGGGAAGGCAUAUCUUAUUCGUAGUAUCAGAGAGAUACCCCCAUCAUCCCCCACCACCUACUUGACCCCCCCAGACCCACUCACCUGCCUAAACCACUGGGCCCGCUACCGCGGCCUAACCCUUUCCUCCUCCUCCUCCCCUUCUUCUCUCCCUGCUUUCCCGGGCAAAACCCAAAUACGCGAAUGUACCCACCCCGAAGCCACCCUAAUCACCAAAAUCAUUUCCGCACACAAAUCCUCCCCUACCGUGUUACGUGACAUCGGUUCUAGCAGAAUAUCCUGCUGGAUCUGUCAGGAAUUCUCGGCUGCGGCGUGCGACCUGUACCCGGGUAUUUGUAUCAGGUUGUCGAGGGAAAUGCUCGCAACUGCGGGCUCUUGGAAGUUUCCGGUUGAUACACCGGCUUGCCUUGUGCUUGCCUUGACUAGGAGGGUCGAGAGGGCUAUGGGGAUGGUGUUUGAAGGGGUUGAUAGUCUGGGUGGGAUAGGGCGGGGGGUCAAGAGGAAGAUUGGGGAAAUGGAAGGGUAGGGUGGAUUGGUGGGUGGGGCAGUUUUGGGGGGCUGUUUUAAUGGGUUAAUUUUUGUUCGAUGUUUUUCCUUUCUUUUUUUUGGUUAUGGUUUGCAUGAUACUAGGAGUAGGGUGGAUUAGCAGGUGGGUGGUUUUUUGGGGUUUUAUCGAUUACUUCUUGCUCGAUGUUUUUUUUUUUUUUCUGGUUACGGUUUGUAUGGUUCGUGCAAUCCAAAACGUACACCGGGAAUUAGCAUUCUUAAAUGAUCGUGCCCCUCCGCCGAGUGAAAAUAUUACUACCCCCACUACUGGGUUAUUAUUGGGAAUACUAAA
Messenger RNA from Tuber melanosporum (Perigord truffle), 3114 nucleotides. RefSeq lists its product as uncharacterized. Bases 1576 to 2802 code for a protein of 408 amino acids. Lineage: Eukaryota; Fungi; Ascomycota; Pezizomycetes; Pezizales; Tuberaceae. The record is from RefSeq and is a predicted model, not a curated record. The transcript has 4 exons.